ACGGAUCAGGCAGCGCCAACGGUCACAGCGCUUCCCCCAAACAAACCACAGCAAAACAGAGAGAAGCAGUGAGAUAAACGCGCCUUUUACACCGGGACAUCACGCAAACUCCGGAGGGAAACAGUACGUUAAAUAAGGACUUUAAAUACGAACUUUAAAAGCGCUUUUUUGGAGGUGUACAAAUGAAGAAUGGGAUCGAAAAGUGAGCAGCUGCUAAUCGUGGUGUGCAUUUUAGAAGGUCGGCACUUCCCGAAGAGUUCCCGCCUCAGUCUGAUUGUUCAGGCCAGUUUCGAUGGAGAGACCCUGAGCACAGACCCAGUGGAACACCGCGAGCAGCCGCAGUUUAGCACCGAGCUCGCCUGGGAACUGAGCCGACGCACACUGCACCAACACAGACUGCAGAGGACUCCCAUUAAACUGCAGUGUUUUGCAGUGGACUCAGUCAGUAAAAAGAGAGAGAGUGUGGGGUACAUUGUGCUGGACCUGAGAUCAGUGCAGGAGCGGAAACAGGACCCUCGCUGGUUCCCGCUUCUCAACAGUAAAUACACCAAACUGAAGCCUGCGCUGCUUCUGUCUGUGCAGCUCGAGACCGACUCCAAACCAGAUCCAGUGUCACCGGACAAGUUCAGGGCCAAACAGGCUCCUCCCAGGACCGCGUCUCCUGCUCUGGACCUCCUCCCUGACAGACUGCAGCCAGUCCUUGUUGCGGAUCGUGGGUUCCAUCAGAUUGGACCUGAGGAUCUGUGCUCAGACAUGUUUGUGCUCUCCGUCACUGUAGCCUUCGCUACCAAACUGCAACAGCUGAUCCCAUGUGACCUGAAGCUCUCUGCUGAGGGCUCGGACUUCUUCUUCUACUACACUUUACUGGGCAAUGACAUCACGAGUGAACCCUUCCACAGUCUCCUCACGCCGACCUUCGAGCCGGAGCGCGCCUCUGUGCGCAUCCGCAGCAGCAAACAGUUCCUGCACAGGUUCCUACACCAGGAGAAGAGUCUAGAGAUCCACUUGUGCUGUGGCAGUCUGUCUUUGGGCAGUGCAGACGUACCUCUUGCUCCUCUCUGCUCCUCCUCUAUUGAUCUGGAAACUAAAGCAGCCACAGCGGAGGGAGCGUUUGUGCUAAAACCUCCUAAAAAACAAACUCAACCGGCCGUGAGGGCGGAGCUUCCCACUGUGGGCGUGGCCGUGACACUGAGGAGGGAGGAUGCACCUGUGCAGACUUCAGAGCCAAACGAAGCCGCUCCCUCAUCUCUUCCUGAGGCUCCCCUGGUGCCUCUGGUCCCUGUGGUCUCUUCUGGUCCUUCAGUCCAGCCCGAUCCUGGUCCUGAUCCAGGCCCAGGUCUAGACCAGGGUCCCAGGUCUCCGGUACUGUCUCCCAUCCCCAGAGAGGCUCCUCUCUGUGAGUUUGAGAGCGAGGGCGAGGGUGUGAUGGACGAGCUGCACCAAGAAAGGGCGCAGGACAAAGCGCCCCCUGCAGACUCAGACACGUCAUCACUCUCAGUCUCUGCUCCUAAAGUGUCCAUCCCUCCGUUGGCUCAUCACUUCUGCUUCUCUCUGGAUCUGAGGAGCAUUGGGAACCUCCGCCUCCCCCACCCCAUAUCAGCGACUCUCAGAUACCAGUACAGUUUCUUCGGCUCGUCUGCACCUGUGAUGACCCCUGUAGUGACCCUGAGCAGACACUCGGAGGCGCUGUUACCACAGUCCUUCUGUGCGUUUGACUUUGCUGCUCUUCCUCAGCAGCUGCACCUCUCCUUCAACACAGUGCCGCUGGUAGUAGAGCUGUGGCACCGCCCCCUCAGCUCACGGGACGAGCUGAUUGGCCGAGCCUCGCUGCAGCUGUCUCACCUGCUCAGGUCACCCCGGGUCAAAGGUCAGAGGUUGUCGUCAGCGGAACAGAGCUGGAGGCAGACGCAUCAGGAGAGGGUGCCCUUCCUGCGUGUGGACAGGCCUACAGAGAGCGCCGCUGAGCUGAGCUACAUGGCAUCUCUGGACGACCUGGGUUUGGUCAGAGCCACAGAGGUCACUGUGACAGAGUCCACUCCAACUGAUCCUGCUCCCCCUCACCCCACAGCGCCCCCUUCUGUCCCUGCUGCCCCCCCUGUCCUUCCCCCUCCUGUCCCUCCCUCUGGCCCCCCUCCGUCUCUUGUCCCGCCUAGACAGACCCUGGAGUACCGCGCAGCUUUGGAGCUGGAGAUGUGGAAGGAGGAACAAGAAGACCUGUUUGACCACCAGUUGAAGCAGAAGGAGCAGAGCCACAUGCAGGCGCUUGCAGAGGAGUGGAAGAGGAGGGACCAGGAGAGAGAGGCUCUGCUGCAGAAGAAGGAGGAGGAGUUUCAGUGUCUGGAGGAGCAGCUUCACAAAACUCUGUCAGAUUUGGAGGCGAGAGAGAAACGUCUGGGAGAAGCCGAGCUACAGACGGAGCGCCUGCAGAGGGAGCUACGUGCUGAACACUCUCUGACCCUCACCGAGCUGAAGGAGAGUGGCCGCAGACUGCAGCUCGACUGUGACCACCGCGUGGCGCUAGAGAGAGACAAGAGCCGCCUGCUGCAGGAGGAAAGGGAGAGACUACUGCAGCAGAUCUCAGACGCAGAGGCAAAGUACAAGAGUCUGGAGAAAGAGUUCCUCCUCUACAGAGAACAACAGAACAUGAGACCAGAGUUAAGACUGCAGUCUGAGAUCAACCUGCUCAUGCUCGAGAAGGUGGAGCUGGAGAGGAAGCUGGAGUCCAUCACUAAGUCUAAACUACAUUAUAAACAGCAGUGGGGACGUGCUUUAAAAGAACUGGCUCGCUUCAAACAGCGCGAGCAGGAGAACGCCAUGUGUCGUCUGAAGAAGCAGCAACAGGAGCUGGAGGUUAUGAGGCUCAAGUAUCUGAGCUCCGAGGAACGAAAAGUCACAGGUCAAGAGAGGGAGGAGCUGGAGGAGAUAAAGAACCAAAUCAACAGGUUGAAAGAUGAGAGAUUAGUCCCUGCCCCCUCACUAUCAGGCCCUGCCCCCUCGCUCCCAGGCCCCGCCCCCUCACUCUCAGGCCUUGCCCCUUUUGGUGACGGCCAUUUGAGUGAUCACCUGAGCCGCCUCCUGGAGGAGAGAGACACACUGUUGAGGACUGGAGUUUACACUCACGAAGACAGAAUCAUCUCUGAGCUCAACAGACAGAUACAGGAAGUGAUGAAGGGCCACUGACCAAUCAGAGGAGACCACGAGACAGAUGGACCAGUCACAGGAGGCUGUGGAGGAGCAGGACAAACAAACAGAGAGCAGGAGGGGGACAAACAAAUGCAUUUAAAUAUUAAUAAUAAAGUGGGACUAACCGCCUAAACUCCACCCAUUCACCUUAGAAAAAGAACUGCUAAACUGGACCUUUAGGACUAAAGGGGAGCGUGAGGGGGAGGAGGGACGGUGAUCACAGUCCCAGGUCUCCAUCAUGUCUUGUUCUCCUUGUUGUGUCUCGUUUGGCUUUUGUUGUGUAGAAACUAUAAAUGUUUUAUUUUGUUAUUUAUGAAUUUGACAGAUUUUUUAAGUAAAUUUGAUACAGACUUGUCCAGUUUUAUCUGAUUUUUUUUUUUUUUUUACAUAAAACAUAAUGAUGCUUUUUCAAUUUAAAAGGUUGUUUUUGUCCUUUUCCACCUUCUGCACAUGACCCCAACAAGGCUAACCACUCUGCCACUGCACCUCUGAUGAACUCUUGUCAUGUAAAACAAUGUAGGGUUGCAUUAAGCACUGAAAUAGUAAAAAGUAGUUUUGAUACUGUUCUCUGGACUGUGCUUUACAACACA
Molecule: messenger RNA, 3773 nt
Organism: Periophthalmus magnuspinnatus
Lineage: Eukaryota; Metazoa; Chordata; Actinopteri; Gobiiformes; Gobiidae
Gene: cep120
Product: centrosomal protein 120
Exons: 20
Coding region: 190-3180 (996 amino acids)
Biological process (GO): interkinetic nuclear migration; positive regulation of centriole elongation; centrosome cycle
Cellular component (GO): centriole; centrosome
Source: RefSeq, a predicted model, not a curated record